Messenger RNA from Athalia rosae (coleseed sawfly), 13624 nucleotides. It is a transcript of the gene Plc21C, whose product is annotated as 1-phosphatidylinositol 4,5-bisphosphate phosphodiesterase classes I and II. NCBI's taxonomy places the organism in Eukaryota, Metazoa, Arthropoda, Insecta, Hymenoptera, Athaliidae. Gene Ontology annotation, biological process: phosphatidylinositol-mediated signaling; lipid catabolic process. The coding region runs from base 251 to 4096 and encodes 1281 amino acids. The record is from RefSeq and is a predicted model, not a curated record. The transcript has 18 exons. Gene Ontology annotation, molecular function: phosphatidylinositol-4,5-bisphosphate phospholipase C activity; calcium ion binding.
CUGGACGACUUAACCCGACGACGAAGAAACCUCCGGGUGUCGCGGGAAUCGGAAUUGGAAUCUUUUCGUCGAUCCACCGGGAGUGCCGAGUAUCGGAGGCUGGCGCCCCGGCCGAAUGUGGAGGCUGGAAAAAAUAGGCUAGAGUCUACUGACAGGGUGAUUAGGAGCGAUCUCCCUCGAAGAGUGAUUCGUCGACCCCGAAUUCAUCAUAGUUAUAUGUUUUGACUUCCGCGUCAGGAUAUCGCACGCUAUGGCGGGUACCAAAUCCGUCGCAAAUGUUGUGCAGAUAAAACCUGUCGAGGUCUCCCAGCAGCUUCAAGACGGUGAAAAAUUCGUAAAAUGGGACGAGGAUUCGGGAGUUGGUACACCAGUUACGCUGCGGGUGGAUAAAUAUGGCUUUUAUCUUCAUUGGGUAGAUCAAAAUAAUGAAAUGGACAUGCUUGAUAUUUCUACAAUACGGGAUACACGGACUGGAAAAUAUGCUAAGAUACCCAAAGAUCCGAAGUUGAAAUCUCUGGUAACGAUGGGCUCGCAAGACAGCCUGGAGGAAAAAACUGUAACUGUAUGUUACGGUUCUGACUUUGUCAAUGUGACGUUUAUUAAUUUUUGUACCACGCGAGCUGAAAUUGCAAGACAUUGGACUGAGCAGUUACUGAAACUGGCAUACAACUUGGCACAACUAAAUUCUAGUACAAUAAUGUUCUUACAAAAAGCGCACACAAAACUCUCUUUAACUGCUGACAAGUCUGGGAAAGUUGCGAUCAAAAACAUAAUAAAAAUGUUCACACAAAACAAGGAGGACCGUAAACGUGUUGAAAAAGCACUCGAUAUUUCUGGCAUGCCAACAGGCAAGAAUGACGCUAUAUCUUUGCAAAAGUUUCAAUUUGAAGAUUUUUUCAAUUUUUAUAAGUCUUUAACUCAACGGACUGAAGUUGAAAAAGUAUUCGACCACAUUGUGGGUACUUCAAAGCGUAAAUUAAUGUCGGCGGCACAGCUCGUGGAAUUUUUGAACAAAACCCAACGAGAUCCUCGCUUGAAUGAGAUCUUGUAUCCUUAUGCAAACACAGCACGAGCAAAAGACCUCAUCAACGAGUACGAACCCAGCAAGUGCAAUGCUGGGAGAGGACAACUUAGUUUUGAUGGUUUUCUCAGAUACUUAAUGAGUGAGGAUAAUCCCAUAAUGGCUGUUUCGAAACUCGACCUCUCUGAUGAUAUGGACCAGCCUCUGGCGCACUAUUUUAUCAAUUCGAGCCAUAACACUUAUCUGACUGGGCAUCAACUGACUGGAAAAAGUUCGGUUGAAAUCUAUCGGCAAUGUUUACUGGCUGGGUGUCGCUGUGUGGAAUUAGAUUUUUGGAAUGGCAGAUUUGACGAACCUAUGAUUGUUCACGGAUACACAUUUGUGCCUGAGAUAUAUGCUCGCGAUGUGAUCGAGGCGAUAGCCGAGAGUGCCUUCAAAACCUCGGAAUAUCCAGUUGUCCUCAGUUUCGAGAACCAUUGCAAUCCAAGACAACAGGCUAAAAUUGCACAAUAUUGCCGAGAAUACUUCGGUGAUAUGCUACUUGAUGCACCGCUCGAAUCUCACAAGCUGGAGCCUGGUCAAGAACUUCCACCACCUUCGUCACUGAAGCGAAAAAUAAUAAUAAAAAAUAAAAAAAAGCAUCAUCAUCACCACCAUCACAAAAAACACCACAAGAAGCAACAAGCUCAAUCACAGGAUUCUGGCGAGGGCUCACAGGAGACAGAUGAUAAUGUAUCUGUAAAUAACGGUGGGGCAGAAGGUGAAAGCGAACCACCGCCUGACAUCAUUCCACAAAACGAAGUGGUUGAUGGAGUUGUAGCAGUUGCUGCAGUCGAUCAGCAAAUGGAAAAUGGUGACCUUCCUCGUGCCCCAAUGCUGCAACAGAGACAAGGGAGUAAGGAUAGCACCCAAGACGACGAUGACGAAGAUGAAGAAUCUACUACUGAUGAAGAAGAGUCCAAUGUUGAGGACAUAAAAUUGAGAAUAGGUGACAAGAUCCCUGUGCCAGAUAAGGUGGCAACAGCUGCUACUGCGAAAGAAACUGAGGCAGGAGCAGAAAUAUCUGCACUUGUGAAUUAUGUGCAACCUGUACACUUUAGUAGCUUUGAAAAUGCUGAGAAAAAAAAUCGCAUGUACGAAAUGUCAUCAUUCGAUGAGAAACAAGCAACAACGCUAUUGAAAGAACGACCGUUAGAGUUCGUAAAUUACAACAAACAUCAGCUCUCUAGAGUGUAUCCUGCAGGGACAAGGUUUGAUUCUAGCAAUUUCAUGCCCCAAGUAUUUUGGAAUGCUGGCUGUCAACUGGUCGCAUUGAAUUACCAAACCUUAGAUCUUGCCAUGCAACUCAACUUGGGAAUUUUCGAGUACAACCAUCGUUGCGGAUUUCUCUUGAAACCGGAGUUUAUGAGGCGAAAAGACCGGCGAUUAGAUCCGUUUGCUGAGUCCACCGUCGAUGGCAUUAUAGCUGGAACGGUACACAUACACGUAAUUUCGGCACAGUUUCUAACGGACAAGAGGGUAGGUACUUACGUUGAAGUAGACAUGUACGGCUUACCAGCAGACACUGUGCGGAAGAAGUUUAGGACCAAAAUCGUACCGAAUAAUGGAAUCAACCCCGUGUAUGAUGAGGAACCGUUUGUGUUCAAAAAGGUUGUUUUGCCAGAACUUGCAUCGAUUCGAAUAGCUGCGUACGAAGAAUCAGGUCGGUUGAUCGGACAUCGAGUGCUUCCCGUGGUUGGUCUUUGUCCAGGAUAUAGGCACGUUGCAAUCCGAACCGAAUGCGGGCAACCACUGCCUUUGGCUAGCCUCUUCCUGCAUGUUAUUGUCAAAGACUAUGUUCCCGACGGCCUCUGUGACUUUGCCGAAGCCUUGGCUAAUCCGAUUAAAUACCAAAGUGAGUUGGAAAAAAGGACAAAUCAGUUGUCGGUGUUCACGGACGACCUUGAAGAACCUACGGAAGGUGAUGUGGAGGAUAAGGAUAAAGUUGGCAUGGGAGCAAGUAUCUCCAAACCAACAGAUGAAAUUGCGAAAGCAAAACGCCUACAAUCCGCUGGAGAAUUACCCGGAUCAUUACCCUUAUCCGGCAGUCCACACGGCCGACCAUCCAUAGCGGGAAUUUUAAAUUCACCUGAGGUUCAAGAACUAGAGGACAGCCUUGUUACACCUGCAUUACUACCAACGGAUACUUCUGUGACUAAGAGCCCUGUGAACAUGAGUACUGUAAAUGACGAGAUAAUAGCUGAAUCAUUCGAAAAGUUAAUGGAAAAUAAAUUGAUAAAAGACAAGAAAAUGGAGUUGGACAAAAAGCUGGAAUCUUUGAGAAAAAAACACGAAAAGGAAAAAAUGAGAUUGCAGUCACAGAAAGGAUCGCUCGAUGGUGAAAAGCACAAGUCCAAGUUUUACAUGAGCCAAAAGCUUGUCAAGCGACUGUCAAGUAAGAAUAUAUUCUCAAGUGAAGUGGGUUUGAGCACACAGCUGCUUGCUGAAACUUCUGAAUGUUCUGAGAUAGAGUCGCGCGAUGGUGUCGAAGGCAUCCCACGGGGAUUACCAAGGAGUCAGAGUGAAAGGUUGCUCACUGUUUGCAAAGAGCAUGUCUUACAGGAGCAAGAACUCCAAGAAAAAUAUCAUGAAAGUCUAUUUUCCACGUUAGAGAAAAUCAUGAAAACUUCCCAAUCUAAUCAACUGAAAACGCUCAAAGAAAAUCGACAGAGAGAACGCGAUGAUGCAAUGCGGAAAUUGCAGGCUAAAAGACACGAUCAGGUCAAGCAGCUUGCCAAGGUACAUAAGGAUAAAGGUGAACUGGACAGGGUAAAACGAGAACUGGCGAAAUCUACAGUUGAGAAAGGUGUUAACGAAUGUACUAAACUUAAAGAAAUUUAUGAGAAAAAACGGGCGGAACUCGAAAGACAACACGAAGAAGUCAGACAGAGGCUUGAGGAAGAGAGAGCUAAGGUGAAAGCAGCACUGCAAGCAGAGUACAGUAGUCGUUAUAGCAAAUUUGAGAGUGUUGAGUUCACUUUAUCACCAACUGGCGCUAGCAGUAUCCCUGAAUCCCUAAGUGGAAACACUAACUAAUGCUUUAGAACAUGUCAGCCAGAAUAACUCGUAGGCCUUGAAACUCACUUGCCGUGUUUAGACUGUCUAUCAGACGAUCUCCUGGUCUGAAGUUUUCUGUGUUUUGGGGACCUCGAUAGGCGUGCAGUUCAACACGUAAGUCUUCUCACUUGACUUUGACGAUUUUAACGCUCAUCACAUCCAGUUGUAGUAGAACUGAAGAGCUCAAAGAGUUUUGUUGCAAAACUUUUACACCAAACUAAGACAACCCGUUUGACUCAGAGAGCUUUUUUGAAGUAGUUACUACAUUACACUCGUGCACUAGAAUCUAUGUGCACCUUAUAUUUUUACUUUGGUAUUAAUUUAACUUAAUCAAUCCACGUGCAGUUCUUUCAAUAAUUCCUGAAGAGUAUAAUAGUUUCCGUAUCUACUAUGUACUAGUAAUUUCCUCAGACUUGAUUAACUGAAGUUCGUCAAUUGAUUAAAAUGCUAAGCUCAAAUUUAAGGGAAACUGAUCUGAAAGCAUAGCAUUUUUCAUUUCCUCACUUGGAAGGUGAUUGUGGUUAUUAUUUACACUUCAGUUCUUCUCAUACUGUAUUCACCUUCUACAUUAUACUUAUUUUAUCCUUACUACUCUUUUCUGGUUAAAAAUGUCUAGACUUCAGUUAAAGAAAAUGUGCGUACUACAUACCAAUAUGAACUUCUUCUAACGUUGAGCUAUUAUCGUACCUAAACGCCGUUGAUUAUAUUUUUCAAAACUAAUGACCGCUUGUUUGGAAGAUACUUAUUCAGCCGAUGCAUAGAUUGGUAAAUUUUUGUGAAUACACUUUCUUUCACUAUCGAGCGAGACCUGCAAGACCAGUAAACAAAUUAUAAUAAACUGAAAAUAUGAAAGCUAAUUCUAAAUAACUAUAAUCUCUUUAAAAAUAUCGAUUCAAUUUGUUGUUAUAUACAUAAGAUGUUACUCAGAAAACAAUUCUAAUCAUAUUUUUAACUAAUUAAUUUGUCGCUCGUAAAAGUAACCACCAAAAGAUCUGAGGUGUAUCAAUAUUGACACAAAUCUCUUUGGCCCUUAAACAAACCAAGGGCAUGUGCGAUUAUAACACAUUUAAUAUAUUUUUGACUGAAAGUAAUCAACGUAAAGACAUUUCUCAAGAACCUGUGUCAGCAGUGCUGGGACUGUUAUUAUAUUUGCAAAUUACCAGCUAGGCAUCAUAAAAAUAACAUCAUGGAAAAUGGUAGAUAUUUUUCCAAAAAUAUUAAAAAUUUUCAUGGUGUGAAGACAUUUUAAGAAACAAAAUUCAGAUCUAGCUGUCGUGACAAAAUCAAUAUUGUUCUAUUGAAGUAAAUGAUUGGCUUGAACACAACAACAUACAUAUAUUUUAUAUAUCCUAUUGAACAAGAUAAGUCACGAGGUAUUUCUUUAUUUGUUAUUGUUGUUAUGUGUUAUCAAAAAAUUGGAUGAUUUCUCACCCCAGCACUAUUGACGUGGACCAGGCUCUGUUUAAGAUUCGACCAAAGAAUGAACUUUGGUCGAAUCGCCUCUUUGAGGAAGACAAUCAAAAAUGUUACAUAGUAAACUGAACUGUAACAUUUUCCUUGUUGUUUCUAAUCAUAUAUAUAAGCGAAUCUUAUUAACUAUAAGCUAAACUUUUAAAUGUGUAAACUUCUUGUGAAACGUGUUAUUUAUUUUUAUUUAAAUUAUUGCCAACAUUAGUAUCAGAUUACGGACAUUAUAAAUAGGUAUGUUCACUUAUUACGUGGCAGCAAAUUUAAAUGGCGGUUGGACUUAGGUCAGGACAUGAUGAACAUUUCAAAAAAAGAUUUCAGUGAUAAUGAAAUUGAGACAUGCCCGAAUCCUCAUGGAGGAAUCCUCCUCUUUUUUCCUGUCUCACUGUACCUCUGAAUCUAACCGUCGAUAGAUAAUUUAAUGGAGACAUGUUGUGAUAUUAAAGGAUCUCAAAGCAAUCGGAGCAACGUGAACUAGUCGUUGUGAAAUAAACAUCAAAAGCUGAUUAGGUAAAUGCUAAAUGUUCACAUUGCGCGUAACAGAAGAUGCUUUAUAUUAAAAAUACACUGAGCCGCACAAACCAAUAGCAAACUGGUUUUCGAUAUGUCAGGGUGCUGAUUACUCUUUUUUUCUUGGAGUUCACCAAUACUUCAAUAUUUUAUUAUGAAUUAUGAACUUUGGAUACAAACAUUUUCUCCAAAAAUUUAAACGUUAGCCGCCAACACCUGCUUAUCUCGAGUAAGACAAAUCUAUUUUUUAUACGACAUAAAAUACGCAUUUUACACACAAGCCGCAAAAGAUUCAUUUGCAUAUCUGUUAUUACAUUUUUAACAUAUUUCAAGAUUAAAUACGCAGUAAACCUGUAGAAACCUGAUUGUUUAAAACAGAUUGAAGUACGUAUGCAUUUUUGUACUUUUCAAUUUGUCGUAAUGGAAAAAAAAUCGAAAAAAAAGAAUAAAUAACUUGAGAAAGUAGGUGUAAUGAUAAAGUUGUUGAAGAAUAAUAGUGUGUGAUUUAUAUUCAACAAUGAAUUUGACAAUGGGUCGGCAAUUUUGUAAAAUUUGUGCGGUUGACAAAUUCAACAAUUACUAUUGCCAUUUUGGAUGCAAUUAUUGGAUAGCAAAAGCACCUAUGAAUACCUGAUAAUAUUAGAUCUAAAUAAUAUCUGCAUACAUACAAAAGUAGAGGUACAUACCUUUAAAAACUUACAAAGGAGUUGCAUUUUAUAGAUAGUCAUUACUGUGAGAAAAAUGUGUGUGUUUUCCAAAUAGUGUAGGAUGAGUUGAUAUGAUAUAUAAUUCCAGGUAGCAGUGUCCAAACAAUGUUCCCAUUUUUUAGCAUUUAUUUUUAGCUUUUCAUGCCCUUCACCUAGUAACUAUUCUUAUUUCAUAUAGUUACGGAAUGUAAUUAUGUUUCAGCUCAUUGCCAUCUUGCCUGCAAAAAAUGGUGAUAUUUGUUGGACCGAUAGACCCGAAUGUAUUAUAUUGUUCAGUGCUAUGUGGAAAUUGGAAAAUAAAACUCGUGACUGAGCCCUCAAGUAAUGGUUCGAAUCGUGAGGGCCUUUUUGCAAAGUUUGAAUUUUUUUUAUUUCCAAAUUCCUGUAGCAUUGCACUGUAUGUAGAAGGAAUUAGUUACUAAUAGAACGCCUCUUCCAAACAGAACUUAUCCAUAGUGCAUUGUAACUAAAUUUAGUGAAUUCAUACCUUUAGUUAAAUGUAAAAUCAAUGUUCAUAGAAACGGUAUUAAUAUAUAUAUGUAUAUCUGCAGUUUUAGGUAGCUGGAAAUAUUAUAGCGCAACGUUAUAUGUGACAUAAGUAUAUUUAUAAAUGCACAAAAAUUGCAUUAGUUAGUUUAAUCACUCUACGCAUCGCUAUCCAAUUGGGUGUGAAGAAAACAGAAAACGAAGAUCAGAGUUUGACUAACCAUAACUUACCUAUGAUUGGAGAGUAUGAGUCUGGGUCUGAGGUUUACAGGUGCACAAUAAGGGCGUUAAUCUAAGGACUUGCGUUUAUUACAGGCGUGUAUGCACUGGUCAAUGGCAUUACAAUGGAAUUAUCGUCAACGGCGCUGGCUUACAGGUAGCGCUCUAUUAUCAUGAGAGCUUGGCGCAAUAUGGAAAUGAUUCAUAUUGUAAUAGAUUUUUUUUACUAUUUAUUGCCACCAGCUCAUGCCGAUACAAUUAUUAACUUAUUUUGCUGCAUCGGACAAAAAAUCACAAUCAAGGCUACUCCUGCUACUUUUAAACUUUAUUCUGUUGUCUUCAAACAAAAACUGAAACAAUCUCGUCAUACUGUCCUGCCAGAUGGUGGCAUUUAGUUCAGACUGGAGUAGCCAAGAAUGAGUCGUAGUCGCAAAGUACUUUUGUACUAACCAAGAAUGAUUAUAUGAUUUUUAUUAGAUAGAGAUAGAGUAAUUUGAGUAUUUGGUUUGAAAAACUAAGCUUCAUAUGAUUACAUUAUUAAUGGUACAAAUUUCUUUACUUUAUAUUGGUGAGAGUGAUCCAAGAUCUUCCAUUAAAUCAUAGUGAUAAGUGUAUAUUAUUUUGAUUUUCACUUAUCUAUGACUUUUGUCUAUUUAAUUGAAAUCAAAGCAAUGAAUUUAUUUAUAUUUAGCCAAUACACCUUCAGCUUAUUGAUAUAGUUUGCUGCCCUGUCCUUGCAAAAGUAAAAUUUCCAUUUUCUUUCACAUUAACCGGACUCAGAAUAGGUUUACAAUCGUUAUUUUAUGUUUAAGAUACAAGUCACCAUUUAGGACAGAAUAUUUACCCUGGGAAAAAGCGAUGCAUAGAUUCGAAGUAGGCUAAUCAGGCUCAGUAGCUGAGAACUGGGCACACAAUAAGAGGCUAUUUGUUGAGGGCGAUGAAAUCUUUGAUUGCUUUUAUAUUAUGAUUAUGUUUGUGACCAGUGCUCAGAUUCUGCAUUUUUAUCCCAGUAACCAUACAUAAUAUAUUGUAUAUUAGCUUGAAACCUCCUUCCCUCAUAUUUAUAUAUACAAAAUAAUGAUACAAAUACUAUAUCCAUGUUGAAAUAUUAUGUGUUGUUGCUGUUGAUGUUGUUAUCAUAACAUAAUGUAAUAAUUGUUCGUAGCAGUAAUAAGAUAGCAUCGAUUUACAAAGUUAAAUAUAUAUAUAUAUAUGCGUUACUUUAGAGUUAUCUGUAGAACCAGUAUAAUUGAAGCACCGCAUUAUCCCGUAUCGUGCGCAUACUGAUUGUCGAGCCAAGCGCUGUCGGAGGCUUCUAGUCGGUGGAGAUUUUUCCAGAUAUUCAAAUACGCGAUCACGCUAUCGCUCGACAAAUCGUUUCUUGACACAGUGAUGCGUAGGCAGUCUUCCUAAAAACUGACAAAUUUGCUGGUAUCAAAAAUUAUCUUGUUUGAUAGAAGCAUAUUUUGUCGAAUGAUUCACUAUGAUUUCGCUUAUUUUAGUGACUUUAAAAAUACCGCGACCUAAAAUGUAAUUGUUUGGUCGAAGUGAAUGAUCAAUCGAAUAUUUUGGUUUUUUUGUUUGUUUCAGUAUGCCCCGCACUUAAGUGAUUAGAUCUAUCAUUAGGAUAGAAGAUAAAUGCAUCUGUAUUCAGAUACCAUUAUUUUUAUUUCUCUAGCUGUUAUAUUGUAACUAUGAGAUUUCCGAAACUUAGGCACUAUGAAUUGUCAACCUGCAACGCUCACUACAACGCUUAUUGAAUCUUCCAAAAUAGAAAAAAAAUGGGAAAGAAAAAAACUUGUUAUUUAUUUUUUACAGCUUACACAUAGUUAUAUUUUAGCUGGCAUUUGUCGUUUAGUUGCUAUUUGGCUUCCUUAGGCUUGUAAUGCGACACUUGUUUGUUAGUAUGUCUUAGCUUUGACAUUGGAGAUACAGGGUAUUCAGAAAAAUUAAAAUGCACAUUUUAUAACUAUAAGUUAUGUAUAUGCCAUAAAAUAAUUAACACCAUAAGCCGUUACAGAAUGAAUUUAUUAGUUAGAAUUUUAUUACAUGGCGUUUCACAUUUUUGCUGUCAGUAAUUGCUUUGGAUGACUACAGCAGGUAAAUUGAUAGACAGACGUACACUUAUAAAUAUAUGUACGUUUAGUAUACCUAGACCUAGUAGCGAUUUGUUUUUUCUGGAAACUCUGUAGAUAAUCUAAACCACGGUGUUGGUUAUCAAUGUGGGGUGUAUGCAUAGAAUAGUAAGUCCACGAUAUUAACGGUUGUCGAAUAGACAAAACAAAUAUCUGGGAAAAAGGAGAAAGUGUAGUUAACGGCCUACAGAUAAAUCGUAGCUCCCUGGCCCUGUGACAUUUUAACAAAGAUUCACAAUCUUCCUGUCUUGAAAAGUUACGUCAUAUUAUAUCGAUAAGUUUUCGUACAACGAUUCUUUGUACCUGAACAAUUCACUCUUGAUUUUCUGGAUCAGUCCAUCGAUAUCGAUUGAUAGACCAUCUCAACUCUGUCGUGUUGAUUUUCAAACAACUACAGCACGUUGGAAGUCAAUUUUAUUUGACAGAGAUGAUGGAAUUGCUCACGCUCAAUUCACAAAGAGUACUUUCUUUAUUAAAAUAUGAACUACAUGUAUAUCUAAUCCUCAGUUGUUUAUUGAUGUUGAAUAUCAUAAGACAAAACCAAAGUUACUAUGCCACAAUAUAUUGUAUAUUAAACUAAUGUAUGCGUUUUUCAAUGAUAGAACGACGACGAUAAUGAACGGUUGAACUUUGUUUUCAAUAAAUGUCGUGGGCCAGGUAUCAUGUGUUAAAAUAAAUUUAAAAACAUUAUUAUUAUUAUAUAACUAAGUAAUUCAGCAAAGGCUUAUCGGAUACGUGCAAUCUUGGGAACCAUCCUUAUUUCUUGAUGUUAUUUCUACUUUUGUUAGGUCCUUUUCUUUUUCUUUUUAUGUUCAUUUACCUGUUUUUUUGCGAGAGGAUAUUAUACAUUGUUACACACAGAUAGAUUUAUUAUCCACUAUUUCACUGUAUACAUCAUCGUACAUGUACCGGAUGUCUCGAGUCGAUGAUCAGGAUGUCAUGGUCAUACUUCCGAUCGACAUCCAUAUGUACAUAAUGAAAAAAAUAAAAUAUAAGUUGAAGACUUUCGGAAUGAAAGUUUUUUUUUUAACUUUUCUGUUUUGUGACACUGAAAGAAUCAACGCUUCAGAGAUUUGAGCUCGAUUUUAUUCUCAAUCCUUACAUGGGACAUUAGGAGAAUAUUAAAAGAUCAAUAAUUCUAAUGUAAUUCAUUACACUGUGUUAAUCAUUAUCACAACAUUCGUCAAACGAUCACGACUUCCGUCUUCCCCAUGAUUAUAGAGUUAGAUAAGUUACAUUACAUUUUUUUGGUUACCAUAAUUUAUUCAAUUUAUCCAUAAUUAUUAGCUAUGUAUCUUCGAUUAUUUACAACGAAUGUUACUGUUCAAUUGUUAUGUGAUAACCCGGACAUAGAUGUAUGUAAUUUAAAAAAUAUCUUACAUAAAACAUAUAAAACAAUAUUGUAAAAUUUGUCGCAACUAUGUAAAUUUGAUGUUUUAUUAUCCAAUACUCAACCAUAAAAAUUGUUGAAUAAUUUUUUUAACUUAUACUGUCUGCAUCGCUGUACAAUUAUAUUUAUGUAUUUAUAUUUAUUAUACCGCAGAUUUUAUUUUAUACAUCUUUCAAUAUUAACAAUAACAUUGAUAAUGACGACGGUGAUGAAAAUUAUAAUUAUUUCAAGAAUGAUAAUAAUAAUAAUUACUAUAAUUACUUGUAUUCAUAUUUUGAUUUUGAUUUUGAUUCUGAUUAAUUUUAUUUACUCUUUACCCCAAUUAUAUUGAUCUGUUGUGAACGACCUAUAUCAGCAGAUCGAUAUUAUCUUCCAUCAUCCUUGACACUAACGUUUACGCGCUUUAAUUAUAUCACAUUAUUCGAAUCAUUUUCAAAUUUUUUGGUAAACCCACAUACGUACGAUUCUUUAUCAGUACACCCAUUUAUGAAUGUUAAUUUUUGCGCAUAAUACCCUUGUUGAUUUAUAUCAUAACUCUACAUCGAUAUCUACGAUCAUAUACAUAUUUCACACUGAAAGUACUUUAAAUAAUAAUGAAAAAUGUUGUCACAUACACGUAUAGGUAUGUGAUAUUGAUAAUACCAAACUAUAUACUUCUAUAUUUUCUAUAAGCAUUUGUCACGGCAAAAUAAUUAGCUAACUGUUUUUUCUCAUAAUUAUGUUCAAUUUUCUGCUAAAAAUUUUAAACAUUUAGUGACAAUAUUUAAAUCGUUAAAAAAUUUACAAAAAACUAAUUUUACGUAAAACUUGCUACCAUGAGAAAUGAAACGUAAAUCAAUGAAUAAUAAAUUCGAUUGCAAUGCAGUUCAUAAUUUGUAUCUGGUUGAGUUUUCACCUCUAUAAUUAUAUAAUUAGGUUCGUCAGCUCUAAUAAUAUAUGAAAUUUCUUUCUCUAACUCACUCGUGCCUUGCCCUAAAAGUCAUCCUUCGCCGUAUUAUUGUAUAAUUUACAAAGAAACGAAAAAAAAAGAAACUUUUUUGUUAUCCUAGUUUUCAUUUAGUUUUAAAAAUUAUUUCAUUUAACAUGAAUGUAAUCGAUGUUCGAUGUUGCUUACAACCAGGAUAACAAUAUGAAACACGUACCAUAAUACUAUAUUUGAAAUAUUGAUAACAAUAACAAUAAUUACCUUAAUAACGAUGGUGUAGCUAUACGAAAGAUAGUAACAACAAUAAAGGAAUAAUAAUUUGGUUAUGAAUAAUAGUGAGUAAUGUAAAAAUAUUAUCCCUGUAUAUGAGGAUUAGUUGGUAUGGUUGGUAAGGCAUGUUGCGUAAUAUAAUGAUGAGUAUUGAAUAGCGAUAAUAUCAUGAAGAGUACAUGACCAUGAGUUUACCUAAUAAAUGCUUUGAACAUGGAAAAUUUUCAUUUCCCAUAAUUGCAGCGGCAAACGAUCGAAGUUGAAAGAAUAAUGAAUAAAAUAAAUUAAUUUGAUCUUCAAGAAUAAAGGUCGGGCUAUCUUAUAGAACUGUAAUUUUAUCUAAUAUUGUUGAAAAUGACGUGAAUGGUUGUGUACUACUUGCAGCCUAUGUUAUAUUUAUAUCUAUUCACAUACCGAUACAUGUAUCCACCUACCUGUGUAUAUAAGGCAUUCCACGUCGCUUGAUCGAUGAUUUUCUCUCGCCUCUUCUGACCGGAUUAAUAAUGAUUUGAAUAUCGUUUGCCUUAUUUUAAUUUCUCGAAAAAUCGAAUUAAAUGAAUUUUUUUUAUACACCUAUGUAUCGUAUAGACAAGGUAAAUGUGAAAGACAGAUUUGUUCGUCUGAAAUGAUCGUCUUUGAGGGAAUAAUUGAUACUUGAUGUUUCUUGUCAGAAGAAUCGGAUAAAAAUUCGGAUAAACUUUUUAUAGCGAGGAGUAGGUCAUAGCAAUCAAUAGCAGGGGUAAAUCGUUGGUCGACUUGUCGUGGGAUGUCCUAUGUAUGUAUAUCGGUGAGUGUCGUAUACCUUUAAUGAAUUAGUAUGUAGUUUUGAUAUUCUUCCCGAGAGGUAUAUCUGUAAACCAAAAUCAAUUGUACGACAUACUGUAAUGUAUAAUAAUAUAAUACUGAUUCGAGUACAGCUGUCGUUUUAUCCUAUAGGAGUUCAGAAUUAUAAGGAAAGAAAAAAUUUUUAGUGAUAUACUGCAUUGAUUGCGUACACAGAGACGUAUAGUAAUAUACCUAAUACAUGUAUAAUUAGAAUGAUUAGAGUUGCGCUGCUUCCAGUAUAAUAUAUAACACAUAUUAUACAAAAUAUGAAUAUAAAUACUUUGUGAAUUUUGGCACGUUGGCAUUCGCGAGAUAGGUGAUCGUAGCGAAUUGUUGGAGAAAUUGUGUUCUGUUUUUCUCAUAGACGAAUCGAAAAAGGAUAUACUAAAGAUAAUUUGAGUUAUUGUAAUGUACUUGAUGUAACGAAACGCGUUUGUCACCGUGCCGUAAUUUGGUCGGUGUUCAAAAGUGUAUGUGUAUAAUCUAUACCUACAUCAUAGAUAUAUUGAACAUCUAUGCCUACAUACUUAAAAUUAAAUACAAUAAAGCUGAACCUAAAGUUAUAAAAAGGUA